Colossoma macropomum (tambaqui) is the source of this 2263-nucleotide messenger RNA. RefSeq names its product ectonucleoside triphosphate diphosphohydrolase 4 (gene entpd4). Gene Ontology annotation, biological process: nucleoside diphosphate catabolic process. The record is from RefSeq and is a predicted model, not a curated record. The coding region runs from base 352 to 2205 and encodes 617 amino acids. Gene Ontology annotation, molecular function: nucleoside diphosphate phosphatase activity. Gene Ontology annotation, cellular component: membrane. The transcript is spliced from 13 exons. Lineage: Eukaryota; Metazoa; Chordata; Actinopteri; Characiformes; Serrasalmidae.
CUGCUCCGUAGUUAGCUCGGUUAGCAUCGGGCUGUUAGCCUGCAGUGCCGGGUUUUAAAGCUAUUAGCUUAACCCCCUUAGCGAUAGCCGCCUUCUGAGUAUUGUAAACAUACUAACUUUGCUGCGGGUCCGUGUGUAGGGGGUUAAAUCUGUACAUUUGUGUCCAUUUUUUUUAUUUAAAAGAGUUGACGCGCCUCGCCGGGAUGGAUGGAAGAGUGAACUUAGCCACACGCCUAGCUAACGGCUAACGGCUAAGGAUGCUGUCCAAAAGCAACACUGCCGUUCAGAGAAGGGGAGACAGUUUAAAGGCCUGAAGAUCACAGCAUUGGCCACCACUGGGACCUGUACACAAUGGGAAGGAUCAGUAUCUCCUGCCUGUUUCCAGCAUCAUGGCACUUCAGCCUGUCUCCUGUAGUUCUUCCCCGACUCAUGCUCCCCACAUUCAGGCAGCUGCUCUUGCUUAGCGUCCUGGCAGCGCUCCUCGGUCUCCUCUACCUGCUGCUGGUCUCAGGGAAAGGACAGAACAUCUGGGUCCGAGAAGACAAGCGCUACCACAGGCAUUUGGCGCGGGUGACAGAUGUGGAAGCCACGGACACGAGUAAUCCCAACCUAAACUACGGUGUGGUGGUGGACUGUGGGAGCAGUGGUUCUCGUGUGUUUGUGUACACUUGGCCUCGGCAUAAUGGCAAUCCUCACGACCUGCUGGACAUCCGGCAGAUGAGAGACCAGCAUCGCAAGCCAGUAGUCAUGAAGAUCAAACCAGGUAUCUCUGAAUAUGCAACUACACCAGGAAAAGCCAGUGACUACAUGUAUCCUCUGCUAAGUUUUGCUGCCCAGCACAUCCCCAAAAACAAGCACCAGGAAACUCCACUGUAUAUACUAUGCACUGCAGGCAUGAGGGUUCUGCCGGAGAGCCAGCAAGAAGCCCUGCUGGAAGAUUUGCGGACGGACAUUCCUGUGAAUUUCAACUUUCUCUUCUCUGAUUCACAUGUGGAAGUCAUUUCAGGAAAGCAAGAAGGUGUAUAUGCAUGGAUUGGAAUCAACUUUGUGCUGGGGAGGUUCAAUCAUGUAGAUGAUGAUCAUGAGGCUGUCGUAGAGGUGCAAGUUCCUGGUGGUGACCAGCAGGAGACGCUGGUGCGCAGACGCACAGCUGGAGUGUUGGACAUGGGUGGCGUCUCCACUCAGAUAGCAUACGAAGUGCCCAAAACUGUAAGCUUUGCUACUCCACAACAGGAAGAGGUGGCUAAGAACUUGCUGGCCGAGUUUAACCUGGGCUGUGAUGCUCAUCGCACGGAACAUGUCUACCGGGUUUAUGUUUCAACAUUUCUGGGUUUUGGUGGGAACGCAGCCCGGCAGAGAUAUGAGGAGCAGCUUGUGAGCAACACGAUCCUCCAGAACAAGCUCUUGGGUAAGCAUCAAGGCGAGAGCGCCGACUCGCCCAUACUCGACCCCUGCAUGCCCACUGACCUCGAGGACGAGGUGGGCCUCCCCGGCCGGAAGCUGCACCUUCGUGGGACCGGAGACUUUGACCGCUGCCGCCUUCUUCUCCAGCCAUUUCUCAACCGCACCAAUGAGACCAGCACCUCGUUGAAUGGGGUCUACCAGCCCCCCAUAGACUUCAGCAACAGCCAGUUCUAUGGCUUCUCUGAGUUCUAUUACUGUACAGAGGAUGUGCUGCGCAUGGGGGGUGACUACAACUCCACUAAGUAUGCCAAAGGUGCAAAGGACUACUGUGCCACCCAGUGGAAAAUUCUAAAAGAACGCUUUGAUCGUGGUCUGUAUGCUUCCCAUGCAGACCUGCACAGGCUAAAGUAUCAAUGUUUUAAGUCUGCGUGGGUGUAUGAGGUGUUCCACUCAGGUUUCUCCUUCCCUUCGGGCUACGACAACCUGAAGACUGCACUGCUCGUGUAUGAUAAAGAGGUGCAGUGGACUCUGGGAGCCAUCCUGUACCGCACACGCUUCCUACCUCUGAGGGACAUCCAGCAGGAGAGCCUGAAGGGCUCUCACUCGCACUGGCACCGCGGCUUCACCUUCAUGAAUAACCACUAUCUGUUCCUGGCCUGCUUCUUGGUGGUGCUGCUCUCCAUUCUGCUGUAUGUGCUCCGGCUGAGGCGCAUUCACCACAGGGCUACCCUGCUACGAGGGACCUCUGUCCAGUGGCUAGAGGAGGGACUGGGCUCUCCAGACCUGCCCGUCACUCUAUAGAGCUCCGGUCGCUGUCCGCUGUGCAGUCAAUAACUGGAGGAGAGCUUUGACUCUCCAG